AUGUCCAUUCACAUAGACCCGGACGCUUCUGAAGCUCAACUAUAUUCCGACUUACCUUCACCUCUAAUCCUUCCCCCUUCAGAGCUGUUAGAGAAUUACGAACCCAACGUCCUUGCUCCUUUAGUACGAUGUUCGAAACUCCCUUUUCGACACUUGACUUCGUUAUACGAGACUCAUAUAACUCACACACCCAUGAUGUUAGCGGAAGAAUUCUCAAGAGCUCAAAUUGCCCGAGUAUCCGAUUUCUCAACGUCAUCGGAUGAAAGAGGUGUUUAUUGGAUGACACCUUGUUCAGGUAAAGGAAAAGGUAAAGAGGUUAUCAGAGUUAAUCAUCCAGAAGAUUAUCAUUCAACCUCGUACGAGAAAUGUUCAAUUACAUAUCACAAAUCACCUUCUUCUUCUUCCAGUAGAUACGAACGAUUACCACCUAAUCCCACACCGCCAAAUAGGGAUUCACAAUUAGUAAAAGGUGUUUUAAUGGCACAAUUCGCUUCGCCAAAUCCAACUUCAUUAGCAGAUGCAGCUGAACUAAUCUCACCAUUUGUUGAUGGAAUAGAUCUGAAUUGUGGUUGUCCACAAAGAUGGGCUUAUAACGAAGGUAUAGGUUGUGCAUUACUUAGAAAACCUGAAUUAGUUAGAGAUAUGGUUAAAACUGUCAAAGGUAGGAUGGGUUGGAAUUGGCCUGUUAGUAUCAAGAUUAGGGUGGAUCCAGAUCCACAACAGACUGUCACACUCAUUCAAAAUGCUCUUUCGGUCGGUAUAUCACAUUUAUCAAUUCACGGUAGAACAAGACAUCAAGCAUCUACAGAUCCGGUGAAUCUAGAUGGUAUUAAAUUCGCUGUAGAGACUGUCAAUGGACAAGUUCCAUGUACUGGAAAUGGUGAUAUAUGGACAUAUGAAGAUGUCAUCAAUAUGAGAAAUAAAACAGGUGUCAAAGGAGUCAUGGCGGCUCGAGGUUUGUUAGCGAACCCCGCUCUAUUCGCAAAUUACUCUUCUACCCCAUCACACGCCGCAACUCAGUUCAUCUCACUAUCAACAUCAUACGGUCUCAUCUUCCCUUUAUUCCAUCGACACAUGGCAUACAUGCUAGAAAGUCAGUUUUCUCGACCUGAGAAAGUCUGGUUCAACAGCUUAAGCAGUAGUGUCUCAGCUAUUGAUUGGUUAGAAGGUAGAGGAUUAGACUGGAGAUCUCAAAGAGAUACAGUGUGGGAUGCUAGAAGAGGAAGAGGAACAGUUGAACAUGUACAUAUAUGA
Molecule: messenger RNA, 1254 nt
Organism: Kwoniella shivajii
Lineage: Eukaryota; Fungi; Basidiomycota; Tremellomycetes; Tremellales; Cryptococcaceae
Exons: 3
Coding region: 1-1254 (417 amino acids)
Biological process (GO): tRNA processing
Molecular function (GO): tRNA dihydrouridine synthase activity; flavin adenine dinucleotide binding
Source: RefSeq, a predicted model, not a curated record